Molecule: messenger RNA, 6295 nt
Organism: Xenopus laevis (African clawed frog)
Lineage: Eukaryota; Metazoa; Chordata; Amphibia; Anura; Pipidae
Product: regulatory-associated protein of mTOR
Exons: 35
Coding region: 106-4167 (1353 amino acids)
Source: RefSeq, a predicted model, not a curated record
UGAUGCAAUGCAUGACGGAACAUUCCAAAAUGGCGCCGCCCGUGCCGCAACACUGAGGUGGUUCCUGUGCUGGUUUUCUCGAAAUUGGUUGACGCAGGCCCAAGAAUGGAGCUGUACACACCGGCCCUGGGACUGGUUGGGGAAGAUGAAGAAAGCGAUUUGAGCGACUGGAACUUGCCGUCUGCUUUCAUGAAGAAGCGGCAUUGUGAGAAGAUCGAAGGCUGCAAGUCCCUGGCACAGAGUUGGAGGAUGAAGGACCGGAUGAAGACCGUGAGUGUGGCUCUGGUGUUGUGCUUAAAUGUAGGAGUGGACCCCCCAGAUGUAGUGAAGACCACGCCAUGUGCUCGCUUGGAGUGCUGGAUAGAUCCACUGGCUAUGGGUCCACAGAAAGCCCUGGAAACCAUUGGCGCAAACUUACAAAAGCAGUAUGAAAAUUGGCAACCACGGGCUAGGUACAAACAGAGUCUGGAUCCAACUGUGGAUGAGGUGAAAAAACUCUGCACUUCUCUGAGAAGGAAUGCAAAGGAGGAAAGAGUGCUGUUCCAUUAUAAUGGGCAUGGUGUUCCCCGACCUACAGUCAAUGGAGAAAUCUGGGUGUUCAAUAAGAAUUACACACAGUAUAUUCCCCUUUCUAUAUAUGACCUGCAGACCUGGAUGGGAAGUCCGUCUAUCUUUGUGUAUGACUGCUCAAACGCAGGCCUCAUUGUCAAGUCCUUCAAGCAAUUUGCACUACAGAGGGAGCAGGAGCUUGAGGUUGCUGCUAUUAACCCCAGCCAUCCAUUAGCGCAGAUGCCUUUGCCACCGUCAAUGAAGAAUUGCAUCCAGUUGGCAGCUUGUGAUGCAGCUGAACUUCUGCCUAUGAACCCUGAUCUUCCUGCUGACCUUUUUACUUCUUGCUUGACCACACCAAUUAAGAUUGCCCUGAGAUGGUUUUGUAUGCAGAAAAGUGUGAGAUUGGUGCCUGGCGUUACUCUGGAUCUUAUAGAGAAAAUCCCUGGGCGAUUAAAUGAUAGAAGAACACCACUGGGAGAGCUGAACUGGAUUUUUACAGCAAUUACAGAUACCAUAGCAUGGAAUGUUCUGCCUAGAGACCUAUUUCAGAAGCUUUUUAGACAAGACCUGUUGGUUGCCAGCCUCUUCCGAAACUUUCUGCUGGCAGAGAGGAUAAUGAGAUCAUACAAUUGCACCCCAGUGAGCAGUCCUCGCUUGCCACCCACCUACAUGCAUGCUAUGUGGCAGGCUUGGGAUCUUGCUGUCGAUAUAUGUCUUUCUCAGUUACCCACCAUUAUUGAGGAGGGAACUGCAUUCCGGCACAGCCCUUUCUUUGCUGAGCAACUGACCGCAUUUCAAGUCUGGUUGACCAUGGGUGUAGAGAACAGAAACCCGCCAGAACAGUUGCCCAUUGUCCUGCAGGUGUUGUUGAGCCAGGUUCAUAGACUUCGAGCCUUGGACCUCUUGGGAAGAUUCUUGGACCUGGGUCCCUGGGCUGUCAGUUUGGCCCUCUCUGUUGGUAUUUUCCCCUAUGUGCUGAAGCUGCUACAAAGUUCUGCUCGGGAACUCAGACCACUGCUUGUCUUCAUUUGGGCCAAGAUCCUUGCUGUUGAUAGUUCUUGCCAAGCAGACUUAGUGAAAGAUUAUGGUCAUAAAUAUUUCCUUUCUGUUCUGGCGGAUCCAUAUAUGCCGGCCGAGCACCGUACAAUGACCUCCUUCAUUUUAGCAGUAAUUGUAAACAAUUAUAACACUGGACAGGAAGCCUGCCUCCAGGGGAACCUGAUUGCUAUCUGCUUGGAGCAGCUAAAUGAUCCACACCCUCUCCUACGCCAGUGGGUUGCUAUCUGCCUGGGGCGCAUCUGGCAGAAUUAUGAUGCUGCGCGAUGGUGUGGGGUGCGAGACAGUGCCCAUGAGAAGUUGUACAGCCUCUUGUCUGACCCCAUGCCUGAGGUCCGCAGUGCUGCAGUUUUUGCCCUUGGCACCUUCGUUGGGAAUUCAGCUGAGAGAACAGAUCACUCAACAACAAUAGAUCACAAUGUUGCUAUGAUGUUAGCACAGCUUAUCAAUGAUGGAAGUCCUAUAGUGCGCAAGGAACUUGUUGUGGCUCUCAGUCACCUGGUUGUACAGUAUGAGAGCAACUUCUGUACAGUUGCUCUCCAGUUUAUGGAGGAAGAGAAGAACUACCCCCUACCCUCACCAGCUUCCACAGAGGGAGGCAGUUUGACGCCAGUACGAGAUAGCCCUGGAACACCCCGCCUGCGAUCUGUGAGCUCCUAUGGCAAUAUCCGGGCAGUGACAACUCCAAGAAACCUCAACAAGUCUCUGCAAAAUCUAAGCCUGAGUGAAGAGAGUAAGACUGCUGGGAGUGCCAUAACAUUUUCUCCUGGAAAUCUAAGUACAAGCAGCAGUGCAAGCAGUACUUUGGGAAGCCCAGAUAAUGAAGAGUACAUAUUGUCCUUUGAGACCAUUGAUAAAAUGAGGCGUGUUAGUUCGUACUCCUCUCUUAAUUCCCUCAUAGGUGUCUCGUUCAAUAGUGUUUACACUCAGAUUUGGAGAGUGCUUCUCCACCUUGCAGCUGACCCAUACCCUGAAGUUUCAGACCUUGCAAUGAAAGUGUUAAACAGCAUUGCACAUAAGGCUACAGUGAAUGCUCGCCCACAGCGGAUCCUUGAUGCUUCUUCACUCACUCAGUCUGCUCCGGCCAGUCCCACCAACAAAGGGAUGCACAUUCACCAAGUGGGAGGUUCACCUCCGACUCCCAGCGCAAGCAGUUCCAGUCUCACCAAUGAUGUAACAAAACCACCUGUCAAUAGGGAUAUUCCCUCCAAUCGACCUGCCAAUGUUGGGGGAAAUAUAGGGGUGCAGUACACUCCUCAUUCCCAUCAGUUUCCCCGUACCAGGAAAAUGUUUGACAAAGGACCAGAUCAGGCUGCAGAUGAUGGAGAUGAAGCUAUUGUGCACAAGAACUUUGCUGUAGGAUCUUUUCAGACAGGCUUUUGUGAUUGGAGUGCCAAAUAUUUUGCCCAGCCAGUCAUGAAGAUGCCAGAGGAACACGAUGUGGAAAGUCAGAUACGUAAAGAACGUGAGUGGCGCUUUUUACGAAAUGCAAGGGUCCGAAUACAGGCCCAGCGUAUUAUACAGAAAGGAAUCUCACGACUAGAUGACCAGAUCUUUAUCAACCGGAAUCCAGGAGUUCCUUCUGUUGUAAAGUUCCAUCCUUUUACCUCAAGCAUUGCAGUAGCAGACAAGGACAGCAUUUGUUUCUGGGACUGGGAGAAAGGGGAGAAACUGGACUACUUCCAUAAUGGUAACCCUCGUUAUACCCGAAUAACAGCAGUCGAAUACCUAAAUGGCCAAGAUUGCUCUUUGCUGCUCACUGCUACAGAUGAUGGAGCCAUCCGCAUAUGGAAGAACUUUGCUGACUUAGAGAAAAAUCCAGAGAUGGUUACAGCUUGGCAGGGAUUGUCUGAUAUGCUGCCCACCACACGAGGCCUGGCCCGAAGAGUUUCCAUUUAUCUUGACAGGAAUAAACAGGGGGGAGCUGGUAUGGUGGUUGAUUGGGAGCAAGAAACAGGACUUCUCAUCACAUCUGGAGAUGUAAGAGUCAUCCGGCUAUGGGAUACAGACCGAGAGAUGAAAGUGCAGGACAUACCCACUGGAGCAGACAGUUGUGUGACCAGCCUGUCAUGUGACUCUAAUCGUUCCCUUAUUGUGGCUGGACUCGGAGAUGGUUCUGUGCGUGUGUUUGACCGCAGGAUGGCGCUGAAUGACUGCCGUGUGAUGACAUACCGAGAACACUCAGCCUGGGUCAUAAAGACUUAUCUCCAAAAGCAGUCAGAUGGGAAUAUUGUGAGCGUCAGUGUGAAUGGAGAUAUCCGUUACUUCGACCUUCGUAUGCCUGAAUGUUUAAACACCCUGCAGAUUGUAAAGGGUCUUACUGCAUUGGAUAUCCAUCCACAGGCGAACUUAUUUGCAUGUGGCUCAAUGAACCAGUUCAUUGCUAUUUACAAUGCAAAUGGAGAGCUGAUCAGCAACAUAAAAUACUACGAUGGAUUUAUGGGACAGAGAAUAGGAGCCAUUAGCUGCCUGGCCUUCCAUCCUCACUGGCCCCACCUGGCCGUUGGCAGUAACGACUAUUACAUGUCUAUUUACUCAGUGGAAAAGCGAGUGAGAUAGCUGUUUGGUGAAGAUGUAAGGACCCCUCCUAUUGGCCUUCACCCAUUGCUUUGUAUAUAAGUGAAUCAUGGCCUCGAGUGAUUUAAUUGCUGCUUCUCAGAAAAUGAAGAAAACUACUUUGAAUGGACUGAGCUAAGAACCAAUGACAUGACAAUACAAGGCUUUUUUACUGCCUGCCUGCUGCCUCGUUUCAAUGCAGAAUAACAGAUUACUCUGAGGUUGUGAGGGCAUCUGAACUUGCUAUGCUCUUGAUAUUGGGAUGAAAGAUAAUAGGCUUUUAGCUGUGAUUUAAUAGUUUAAACCCCCUUCCUUUCAUUGACAACUACUCCACUGUCUCCUGUUUUAGACUUUGUUUGUCCUGUUUGACAGGAUUCUUUAAAAUGCAUAUCAUCUGCUUGGAAAAGAGUGGGCCCUACUCCAACCUAUAAGGCUAAAUAAUUCCGUCCUCAGCGGGUGCAACAUACUGCGUUUCUUUGUGCAGAAAUUGUGUUAUAGGAGUAAACUAAUACAACAAAAAAGCAGGAAUUACUGGGCAGUUUUAUCAAAGGUUGAAUUUCGAAUUUAUGUGAAUUUUUUUUUUAUUCUAAUAAAUUCGAAUAUACUCACAACUUGAAUGGGAGGUUAUUUAAGAAAAAAACAGAACGUCUAAAACUAGAAAGAAUAUUAACGACCUGAAAACUCAAAUCGAAUUCAAAACAAAUUAGACUAAACUUGAAUUGAGUUUUUUCUCCUCUAAUGUCGAAUGUCAGGAAGGCUAGUAACAUCUUCAAAUGGGUCGCUGGACCUCUGCCAUUGACUAGUAUAUGAACUAGGCAAGUUUUAGGUGGCAAAUAGUCAAAUUCGAGUUUUUCCUAGGGUCAUGAUAUUAUAAAUCUCGAUUCAAGUUUGGAUUAUUCCCAACUGGAAUUUGUGAGUUUUGACCAAAACUCCAACUCGAAAAAUUGAAUUGGAAUUCAAAUUUACAAUACAAACCUUAAUAAAUCUGCCCCAUAAUCUCUGGUGUUUUAUGGUUGGGCAAUUUGCAGAUGUUCUUCAUGUUAGACAUUCUCUACGAUGACUAGGAUAUUACUCGUAGCACUUAUUUGCUCUUCACCCCAAUUAGCUAAAGAAAUAGGUGAACAUUUUUUAAAGGGCAAAUUGUUUAUUAUUCUAUAAAGAAGUAUUUCCGUGACAUUUGCUAUAAAAGGGAGAAAUCGUGCAAUUCUUUCUGUAAAUAUGCCUUUGGGAUUUCUGUUUCUCCUGGUACAAAUUCCACAGAUACAUAAAGCCCAGAGAUCUGCAGUGUUUGCUUUAUUAUUUGAAAAAGUAGAAUAGAUUCCAGCUCAUUCAACAUUUUUAGCAAUAAGACCCAUUUUAUUCAAACGAUGGUUACUAUAUAGAACAUCCAUGCAUUGCAAGGGCAUUUCUUCAUCUCAGAUGGACAGUUAAACAUUGUGAAUAAUCUUGUCAUCCAUUGCUAGAUAUGUUCUGAAGCUUCUUUUUUCACAAUAAACCUGUUAACUUUGCCCUGAUGGAGGAUGGAAAGAAGAAAGUCUCCUAACCUGUGUGGUGGGAAUGUCAUGUAAUGAAGCACUCUGUGGAGGUCAGCACAGCACAUUCUUUAUAGACUCAGUCAUUCUUUGUACUGCUCAGUUCAUUUACAGAAUUCUAUUGUUUAUAAGAUAUAAAUAUAAAAUAUAUAUAUUGGGCGUGUGUAUGUCAGUGCUGUGUACUGACACCAAAACAGUGGGAAGCAUUGACCCCAUUUAGGCAAUAGGGACCAGGUGCCAUGUAGAGCUAAACCCUCUGUUGCAGGUUGGGGUAUUGAUGUUUACACUAUUUUAACUCGGAUUCUGUGGUUUUAAAAGAAGGGAAAGGAAGGUUUUCAGAAUUUCUACCUUUAUCUUCCCAUAGAGAGUUUAAUGGCAGCAGUGUUUUCCUGCUAUGUAAGAUAUAGAACAGAGGGAUGUACCAUUUAGAAGUACUAUGGGAGUGGGGCUAUCCAGAGGUAAACCCUGAAAUGGCAGUCUUCUAUGAACUGAAUGAAUUGCAGACAGAUUUUAACACCACGAGCAGAGGAGAGAAUGUUGUAUCUUCUGCAUACCUACAGGAAACUGGAGUACUUUAUUAAAUAUUAAUGAACUUGAAA